This is a messenger RNA of Cylicocyclus nassatus, 1395 nucleotides long. The record is from the annotation of a GenBank genome assembly. NCBI's taxonomy places the organism in Eukaryota, Metazoa, Nematoda, Chromadorea, Rhabditida, Strongylidae.
AUUUCAGAAAAUCAAUAUAUCGAUUGACCUGAACUAUGUUGCUGCUGUUAGUACUUCCUAUUUUGGUCAACGCCGAUACCAAGACACUUGCUUUGAUAGAAUCGUUCAAUUUGAAGACUACAGGCGAUCCUGGCAUUACCUGCCCAGCUGUUCAGCAAGUUUACAUUGAAUCCGGUACCGCACCAUUUCUGUGUACGGGUGACAUCAAAGAUGCUGCCAAAGGAAUGUCGAUAGGCAUACAGGCGAAACCCCUUACUAGGGAAGGGACCGCCGCAAUCACAUGGCUUAUCGUAACCGCAGUUGGAAACUUAACUUCUACAAUGGAAGUUAAUGAUCACAUGGAGGAACAGCAAUCAGCGACAAUGCAGAUUGAUUUCACUCCCACAGCUCAACCUGUUACAACUUCCAUUCCACCAAAUUCUACUAAAGUUACUACUGCACAUCCACCUACUACUGUAGCACAUUUAACAACGGUAGCAACUACUGAAGCACAUCAGACAACGGUACAGACCAACGAAGCAGCGGGUCCUCCCGCGAAAUUAGAAGCCACACCAAGCAAAGUGACUGUCACCGUUAACUACAUACAAUUCCAAACCGGAGUAGUACAGGAAGUCAACAAAAACACCGCUGCAGUCGUUUUCGCUGUGUUGGAGGGCCUCAUUCUUGGAGCGAUAUUGAUUGUCUUCAUUAUGCGACGACGUGCUCAAGCACAACUAAGAGCAGCCAUGUAUCCAAAUCCACCAGACUAUCAGUCAAACACCAACACCAACACAGCACAAUAUGGCAACGGAAUGGGUUAUCAAAAUUCUCAAAUUCCUUCGUAUCGAAAUGCAGAUCCUCCAAUGAGAUUGGACAGUUUACCUCCGCGAACACAACAACCAACAGCUUCACCUACGCUGAUGCCGGUCACGACACCUCCUGCCGCAAGUCACAUCACACCAGCUCCUUUGAAUUACUGGCCCGAUGAACCCGGACAAGGACAACCAGUAAAAAAUAUCAUGGACAGUGAUAUGUGAAAAGCUCCUUCAUCGACGACCCAAACACCAAAUACCAGAAUUGUCCUCGUUUUGUAGGUAACUUUUAUCUCCGAAUUGUGCCCUGUCAUGAGUCCGGUAAAAAAGUCAUUGCAUUUGCACAAGGAAAUUUUUCGCUUCUUUCUACCUCCAUACUGGUUGUGAGAAUAUUGCAUAACGAUAUUAUGGAGCUGUAGCACGAAUUGUGGCUUCUUCAACAAUUGUUCUUGUAGCUUUUUAGUUCUUUAGAGUCCAUUUUUCAUUUUGCAUAGAUUCUGUCGUGUCAUGUAUAAAUUUCUUCCCGCCUAUUUGUUGUUAUUUGGUUCAGAUGAAAUUCGCAAGGUGAAUUUGGAGUAUUUGUAAAGAACUUACCGUUUCAGCU